UCUCCGCCCUCCGCAGCGCUAGGGACCCAAGAUGGCCGCCGUGUCAGUUUGGGUCUUCGCUGCCGUCUGGCCUCGGGCGCCCGGGCUCCGCCUCUCGUAGGCCCCGGUGCACCGUCUGCCUGUCAAAUUGGGAAUAUAAAGCAGUGGAAUGAAAUGUAUUGACAUCUUUUUACUUGUGUGAUACAUUUUUUUUGUCUGGUUUCUUGGGGGGGGGGUCUACUGGAAAACAUGAAUCAGAAGUAGGAAAUACUCUUGUUUGAAAGAAACAAGAGCAAUUUGGGGCCAAAAACGUAUAUGCUAUGAUUAACUGGCCCUCUUUCUCCGAUCAUCUGUUUUCCCAUGGUGUGAAACUGCUUCAGCAUAGGGAUAAGGGAUAACGACUCUAUGGAUAUAAAUAAUUUUUCACCAUGGUAAAACUCGCUAACCCGCUGUACACUGAGUGGAUUUUGGAGGCAAUUAAAAAGGUCAAGAAGCAAAAACAGCGGCCAUCAGAAGAGAGGAUAUGCAAUGCUGUGUCUUCAUCCCAUGGUUUGGAUCGCAAAACUGUCCUGGAACAGUUGGAACUGAGUGUUAAAGAUGGGACUAUUUUAAAGGUUUCUAAUAAAGGACUUAAUUCCUACAAGGAUCCAGAUAACCCUGGGCGAAUAGCACUUCCUAAACCACGGAACCAUGGCAAGUUGGACGGUAAACCAAAUGUGGACUGGAAUAAACUGAUUAAGCGGGCAAUUGAGGGCUUGGCAGAAUCUUCUGGUUCAUCUUUGAAGAACAUUGAACGUUACCUGAAAGGGCAGAAGGACGUGUCAGCUUUGUUUGCCAGCAGUGCCCCUUCUACCUUUCACCAGCAGUUGCGGUUGGCCGUUAAGCGGGCUGUUGGCCAUGGCCGGCUCCUUAAAGAUGGACCUUUGUAUCAGCUCAACACGAAAGCAGCCACAAAUGCAGAUGGGAAAGAGAGUUGUGAAUCUCUUUCUUGUCUUCCUCCAGUUUCACUCCUUCCACACGAAAAAGAUAAGCCAGUUGCUGAACCAAUCCCAAUCUGCAGUUUCUGCCUUGGUACAAAAGAACAAAACCGAGAGAAGAAACCCGAGGAGCUCAUCUCUUGUGCCGAUUGCGGCAAUAGCGGUCAUCCAUCCUGCUUGAAGUUCUCCCCAGAAUUAACCGUUCGGGUGAAGGCCUUACGAUGGCAGUGCAUUGAGUGCAAAACCUGCAGUUCCUGUCGAGACCAGGGCAAAAAUGCCGAUAAUAUGUUAUUUUGCGACUCAUGUGAUCGGGGCUUUCAUAUGGAGUGUUGUGAUCCCCCUUUGACCAGGAUGCCAAAAGGCAUGUGGAUAUGUCAGAUAUGUCGGCCACGUAAAAAAGGAAGAAAACUACUCCAAAAGAAGGCAGCACAGAUUAAGCGGCGUUAUGCCAACCCAAUCGGUCGCCCCAAAAACAGAUUAAAGAACCAAAAUGCAACAUCAAAAGCCCCCUUCAGCAAAGUUCAGACGGGACCUGGUCGAGGUCGCAAGCGUAAGACCCCCCUAUCCAGCCAGUCCACUUGCUCGUCAGAAGGGGGCUACCUGGAGCAAGUCGAUGGUCUGGAAUUCUGCGGAGAUGCGAGCAUCACCUUGAAAUUCAACAAGAAAACCAAAGGGCUUAUUGAUGGCCUUACCAAAUUUUUCACCCCGUCCCCUGAUGGGCGUAAAGCUCGAGGAGAAGUAGUGGACUACUCUCAGCAAUAUAGGAUCAGGAGAAAGGACAAUAGGAAAUUAAGCACUUCGGAUUGGCCCACAGACAAUCAGGAUGGCUGGGAUGGAAAACAGGAAAAUGAAGAGUGGCUUCUAGGAGGCCCAGAUGUCAUGGCAGAGAAAGAUAUGGAGUUGUUCAGAGACAUUCAGGAGCAAGCACUGCAGAAAGUAGGAGUGACAGGGGCACAUGACCCCCAAGUCCGCUGUCCAUCAGUCAUUGAGUUUGGAAAAUAUGAAAUCCACACCUGGUAUUCUUCUCCAUAUCCACAAGAAUACUCCAGGUUGCCCAAGUUGUAUAUUUGUGAAUUCUGUCUCAAAUACAUGAAAAGCAGAACUAUUCUCCAGCAGCACAUGAAGAAAUGUGGUUGGUUUCAUCCCCCAGCCAAUGAAAUUUACAGAAAGAAUAAUGUUUCGGUUUUCGAGGUGGAUGGCAACGUCAGUACUAUUUACUGCCAGAACUUAUGUCUCUUGGCCAAACUCUUCCUGGACCAUAAGACUCUCUAUUACGAUGUGGAGCCAUUUCUUUUUUAUGUGCUGACGCAAAACGAUGUGAAGGGCUGUCACCUGGUUGGCUACUUCUCCAAGGAGAAGCACUGCCAGCAGAAAUACAAUGUGUCCUGUAUCAUGAUUCUUCCCCAGUACCAGCGCAAGGGCUACGGCAGAUUCCUCAUUGACUUUAGUUAUCUCCUAUCAAAACGUGAAGGCCAGGCGGGAUCCCCGGAGAAGCCACUGUCUGAUUUGGGUCGUCUUUCCUACAUGGCAUACUGGAAAAGCGUCAUCUUGGAGUGCCUUUAUCACCAAAACGACAAGCAGAUCAGCAUCAAGAAGUUAAGCAAACUGACCGGCAUCUGCCCUCAAGACAUCACGUCGACACUGCACCACCUGCGCAUGCUGGAUUUCCGUAAUGAUCAAUUUGUAAUUGUUCGGCGGGAAAAACUUAUCCAAGACCACAUGGCAAAGCUGAAACUGAACAUCCGGCCUGUAGUUGUAGACCCAGAAUGUCUGCGCUGGACCCCGGUCAUCGUCUCAAACUCGGUGGUUUCAGAGGAUGAAGAUGAUGACCCCGAAGAAGCAGAAAUCGAUGUCCCACAGCAGUCGCGGGAGAGAGACAUUGAGGUGAUAAAGUGUGUCUCCUGGGAGAGGAAAGAGCGAGAAUCCUGCUUUCCGCUGGAGAGUGAAAAAAAGUCAGAGGUCCUCCCGGUCAACGCCCUGCGAGCCGGCAAGCAAAGUCUUCCCCUGAGCGGUCUUCCUGCCAACAGCCACACGCCGCGCAGGGGCCGGUGGAGCCGCAAGAACAAAAAGCUGCGGGAAUCCUGCACCGAGAAGGACCCGAAACUGAUCUUGGAGGAGAAGUCGGCAAUGGCCAGGGGAGGUCGCUGUGGGGAGUGCCAGGAAAAGGCGGCGGCAGCGGCGGCGGCAGCAGCGGCGGCUUCUCGAGGGCGAUUUGGGGAGAGCGAAGAGAAGACGGCCUCCUCCCAGGGGCAGUGUGGCAAAUGUGAGGAGAAGAGCCCGACUCGGCGAGGGCACUAUGGCAAAGAGGAAGAAAAGCCAGCCUCCUCCCAAGGGCCAUUUGGCAAGGGCGAGAAGCCCUCCGCCGCCCAGAGGCGAUGCAGCGAAGGCACGGAGAUCUGGAAAGGGCAACUGAAAGCCCUGGAGCCCCUGAAAAGCCGGCUCUCUGAGCAGUGUGACAGGAUAGCCCGGAGACACAGCGAGGGCGACCGCACGGUGCUGAGGCAUUUCAGUGAGAGCAGUGAAGACGAAGACGAGGAGCCCGCCAGCCCCUGCUCCAGUUCCCCACCGGUUCUCACGAAGCCAGCCCUGAAGCGGAAGAAGCCGAUUCCCCGGAAGAGACGGGUCCGCAAGCGAAAAUACCACAACAGCAGCGUAGUUACCGAAACGAUCUCAGAAACAACAGAGGUCCUGGACGAGCCAUUUGAGGACUCUGACUCCGAGAGGCCCAUGCCUCAACUGGAGCCCACCUUUGAAAUGGAAGAGGAGGAGGAAGAGGAGGAGGAGGAGGAGGAGGAAGAAGAAGAAGAAGAGGAAGAGGAAGAGGAGGAAGAAAGCGAAUUGUUCUCCCGAGGAUAUCUUCGCCGUCUCUCUCCACAGGAUUCCCUUAGGCAUAGGCCCUCCUUAAAGCGAGGAAAUCAAGAAGGAGAGGAAUCGGAUGACACGGCUGAUUCUCCUACUUUGAAACCCGUUUCUUUGCUGAGAAAAUGUGAGUCGCUCGAUUCUCCGCUCCAGCCUGGCACUUCUACCCCCAUGAAAAAGAAGAAAGGCUGGCCCAAGGGCAAGAGCCGCAAGCCCAUCCACUGGAAGAAAAGGCCCGGGCGCAAGCCAGGCUUUCAACUGAGGAGGGGAAAAGUUCGAACCCCUACUUCAGAGGAGACCACAGAUCUCAUGGAAGCCAGUUGCAAAUCAGGGCGUAAAACAAAAAUGCAGGACGAGGAAGAGCUGGUUGAGGAGAAGGAAGAACUUCUGCCUAGUGCUGAAGAAAGGAAAGAUGAAGAUGGGCCUCCGGAAGUAGGUGAUUUAGGAGAAGAGGAAGACAUGCCUGCUAGAGAAGUGAGGGCGACCUCUCCCGUAGACAGCAGUAACAGUCCAGAGAUGGAAUCUAAAGAACCUGAACUGGAGGAAGAAGGGGAGAAGCCCCCAGUCCUAGAAGACCAGAGGCCGCCGUCUGAAGAAGAGCAGCAGGAAGUUGAAGAACCCGAGCAUGACCAGGAAGAGGAAGAAGAGGAAGUUGCAGCGGUAGCUAACCAGAACGAAGAUCACGAUGCAGAUGACGAAGAAGACGAUGGCCACAUGGAGUCCAUCCAAAAGAAUGAGCUGGAAGAGCAGGCCGAGAAGGAGGCCCUGAAGGAAGAACCCGAAGAAGUCCAGGAGCCUUUUUUAGAAACAAGCACACAGGACGAUAGAGACGAUGACGCCAAGAACAAGAGUGAAGGAGAGGCAGAUUCUGAGGAGGAUCAAGGGUCCCACGAGACAUCAGUCGGGUCAGAGCUGGUUCCUGGAUCCGAAGAUGACCAAGAGGAGGAGCAGCAUCCUAAGGAAGGACUGAUUGAGCUGAAGGAAGAGGAGCCGGUCCCCCACAGUGAACUCGAUCUCGAAACUGUCCAAGCUGUGCAGUCCUUGACGCAAGAGGAAGAAAACCACGAGCACGACGUGGCUUACCAGGACUGCGAGGAGACCCUGGCGGCUUGCCAGAACCUGCAGAGCUACACCCAGGCCGAAGAGGACCCGCAGAUGCCGAUGGUGGAAGACUGCCAGGCCUCGGAACACAACAGCCCCAUCUCCUCUGUCCAGUCUCACCCCAGUCAGUCCGUGCGCUCCGUCAGCAGCCCCAGCGUGCCUGGCACGCUGGAGAGCAGUUACACCCAGAUCAGCCCCGAGCAAGGCUCUCUUUCCGCACCUUCUAUGCAGAACAUGGAGACCAGCCCCAUGAUGGAUGUGCCUUCGGUGUCAGACCACUCCCAGCAGGUGGUGGACAGUGGCUUCAGCGAUCUCGGCAGCAUCGAGAGCACCACCGAGAACUACGAGAAUCCCAGCAGCUACGACUCCACCAUGGGGGGCAGCAUCUGCGGCAACAACUCCGCGCAGAGCAGCUGCUCCUACGGAGGCCUCUCCUCCUCCAGCAGCCUCACCCAGAACAGCUGCGUUGUCACCCAGCAAAUGGCCAGCAUGGGCAGCAGUUGCAGCCUCAUGCCGCAAGGCAGCGUCCAGCCAACCGCCAACUGCAAUAUCAAGUCCCCCCAGAGUUGCGUGGUUGAGAGACCCCCGAGUAACCAGCAACCCACGGCGCAGCCUCCACAGCCCCAGGCCCAGCAGCCCCAGCCACCGCCUCCGGCCCAGCAACAGCAGCAGCAGCAGCCUCCGCCGCCCCAGCAGCAGCCAUCGUUGUCGCAGUGUAGCAUGAACAACAGUUUCACUCCAGCGCCGAUGAUCAUGGAAAUCCCAGAAUCUGGCAGCACCGGCAACAUCAGCAUCUACGAGAGGCUCCCUGGCGAUUUCGGGGCCGGCGGAUACUCCCAGCCCACGGCCACCUUCAGCUUAGCCAAGUUGCAGCAAUUGACCAACACGAUUAUGGACCCCCACGCCAUGCCUUACAGCCAUUCUUCUGCUGUGACUUCCUAUGCAACCAGUGUGUCUUUGUCGAACACGGGCCUUGCGCAGCUGGCCCCGUCACACCCUCUGGCCGGGGCGGCCCAAGCACAAGCCACCAUGACUCCCCCGCCCAAUUUGGCCUCCACCACCAUGAACCUUACUUCUCCCCUGCUCCAGUGUAACAUGUCCACCACCAACAUUGGCAUCCCCCACACUCAGCGGCUCCAAGGCCAGAUGCCGGUCAAGGGGCACAUUUCCAUCCGGUCGAAAUCGGCCCCCUUGCCCUCGGCGGCUGCCCACCAGCAGCAGCUCUACGGCCGCAGCCCUCCCGCCGUGGCCAUGCAGGCCAGCCCCCGGGCGUUGGCCGUUCAGCGUGGCAUGAAUAUGGGGGUGAAUCUGAUGCCUACGGCCCCUUACAACGUCAACUCCAUGAAUAUGAACACGCUGAACGCCAUGAACAGCUACCGGAUGCCCCAGCCCAUGAUGAACAGCAGUUACCAUAGCAACCCUGCCUACAUGAACCAGACGGCCCAGUAUCCUAUGCAGAUGCAGAUGGGGAUGAUGGGGAGCCAGGCCUAUCCCCAGCAGCCUAUGCAGCCCAACCCCCACGGGAACAUGAUGUACACGGGCCCUUCGCAUCACAGCUACAUGAACGCUGCUGGGGUCCCCAAGCAAUCGCUCAACGGGCCCUACAUGAGGAGAUGAGCAAGACGGUGUGUCCCUCCCCCAGCCCUCCCCCCAAAACGUCUCUCGCUCAAUCAAGGAAACUUUUAUACUGACAAAGCAGAGACAAUGGACCUUUUUUCCAGUUAAAUAUUGCUGUAGAUCUUAGAUAGGGUUUUGUUCCCUUUUGGUUUAUUUUAAUUUUAUUUUUUUAGGAGGCCUGGUCUUUUUUUCUUCUUUUCUUCGCUGGGAGGGAGGGGUUGGUUCUCUGGUUUGGGGGAUCUUGGUUUUUUUUUUUUUUGUUUUUAUUUUUGUUUUCUUUCCCCUUCCACAAUCUGGAAACGCUUCACCAUUCAAAUCCAUUUUGGGAACUGGGCUUUGGGAUUCUUUUUUUCCUCUUUUUUUGUCAUUUGGGGAGAAAGGGGAUGGAAAACGUGCACACGAUAUUCCCGUCGUUGAACCAAGAGCCUUACUUUGCCAGAGCCACCUGGGCAGAGUCCGUGGCCUCUUGCUUUGAGGCCCCAGAGUCUUUUUCUCCCCUGGACCCUUGUGCACAGCUCUUCAAAUGGCCCAAUCCUGAAAGGUCAGAUCCUUCCCAUCUUCUGUGCCCUCUGGCUCUGUGGCAGGCCCUGGGCGUGGUGCACGGAGCCCAGAGCAAACGUUCGGAGCCUUCUUUGCCAUUUCCCCCAAAUAUAGGAACUCUGAAUAGUUGAUAUUUUGUUUUCUCUCCCCUUCUCCUCCUAUCUCUUCUUCUCUCUCCUCUCCUCUCCUCCUCUCCUCUCCUCUUCUCUCUCCUCUCCUCUCCUCUCCUCUCCCCUUCUCCUAUCUCCCCUCCCUCCCUCCCUCCUUGGGUGAACUGAAAAACGGUUUAAAUGUAACUAAAGUGCACCCAUUGCAUAUAUCCAAGUAGGAACUAUGUAGUCUAGUCCAGCCGAGUCCAGCCAAAAAUAGGGGUGGGUGGGAGAAACAGAGUUCUGGAGGUGAGCCCCCAAACCCAAUGGCUGGACUUUGCAUUGUGAAUCUGCUGGAGGAUCCAGUUCCUAGAGGCACUUGUGCAAGGCUGUCCCGCCCCUGGAAGUUGGGAUGUACAUUUAAAUGGCUGUCGCAGUCGCUUCACAUAUGUAUUUUUUUUUAAAAAAAUUUGCUGGCCUGGCGCUAGCAUGUGUGGGGAGCGAGUAUUCACAUAGGACUUCCUCCUCCUGAUAACAGCCCCCCCCCCUUUUAUCCCCUUUGCCUCCCAUCAUCUUUGGAGGUUCACUAGGCGGAGUUUUUCCACAUUGCCUUUUGUGUGAGAGCCUUUGGGGGGGGGACAGGAGGAUCCCCGCAUUGCAGUCCACCCUACCGAACUGCGAAGGACGCAAGGCCCGUGGGCACGCCAUCCACCGAUUACGAGGAGGAGAAAAUGUAGCUUAUCCUUCUGAUGUAAAGUUUUCUCUGUAUAUUCCUGUAGAGCUACAGACGCACUUAGAUUGACUUAGAUGUGUAAAGACUUUUUUGUUUUGCUUCUCAAAGCAACCUGAAAGGCAGUUUGGAGGGGGCCAGAGCUUCAGCUGCACUCAGUGGACUUCCCUCUCUCUGCGUGAGGAUAGAAAGGCAGAAUCCCUUGGGCUUCCAGCCCUCGUUUUCUCUGAGUUCUUGAGCAUGUGUACAAGGCUGUGUAGGACCCAGGACCCUGUAAAUAUCCACCGAUCCAGGCUCACUUCAUCUGUGUUGAAAGGUGACCCAGCCUGUCCCCUUCUGCCCAGGUCAUCUGCGCCGGCUGGCUGGCCUCGCUUCCCGGUGGCAGAUGGCCGUAGGGGCCGGUUGGUUGGUUGGUUGGGGUGUCGAAAGCAAAGCUGUUGGCACGAGGGCCGUAAAAUAUAUAUAUAUAUAUUUUCCGUCUGCUGUUACCUUUUUCCCUCCCAGUUUUGGAUUUUUCUAUUUUUUUUUUUUUUAAAUCAAUUGGGCAGCUCCCUUUUUUCCACAAAUCUUUGUGACUGUAGAGCUAUUGUAGAUGAACCGGUGUUCUUUUCUAUAUUAUUAUUAAGAAAAAGAAAAAGUAUCCAACACAGUAAUAUUGGUACCUGUCAUUUUUUUUUCCACUUCUGUUUAAGAAAAAAAAAAGAAAGAAAAUAAUAAUGUAUUUUUAGCAAAAUAAACUUGGGUAAUCUUCUAAAAGAAAUUUUAAAAAAAAGAAAAACUCACUGUUAGUGACUUUGAUGCCUUUUAAAAAAAAGAGCUUUUUUCAUUUCAUUCCAUCUUUAAAAUUUUUUAUCUUUGUUGUAGAAUAUUAAAGACUAUUUUAAGAAAGAUGAAAAUUCUCUUUAAAGAGAUCUCUAGAAUGUGUGACUAGAGUUCCAGAUGCCUCUAAAGCCGCAUGUACAAAAUGAAGCCGCGUCUAUUCCUGUCUGUUUAUAUUUGCUUUUCCUGUUUUGUAACUUCUUUGUACUUUGUUCUUGGUGACUUGUAAGCUUCAGAAGGGGAAGGGGUGCCUGGAUGAUAACCCUUUGUAAUUCUCCAUGUCAUGAGCUCCUGGGCCGGCCGGCCUCUCUUCCUCUCCUUCUAUGUAAUAUCACUUUUUCCCUCCCCUCUUUCUAGCAAGUACUUUCAAAAGAACUCUGUACAUUUUAACAUAAAAAAAAAUAAAUUAUGUUGAGCCAUUUU
Crotalus tigris (Tiger rattlesnake) is the source of this 9134-nucleotide messenger RNA. It is a transcript of the gene KAT6A, whose product is annotated as lysine acetyltransferase 6A. Gene Ontology annotation, biological process: regulation of DNA-templated transcription; nucleosome assembly. The record is from RefSeq and is a predicted model, not a curated record. The transcript is spliced from 17 exons. Bases 408 to 6533 code for a protein of 2041 amino acids. Gene Ontology annotation, molecular function: DNA binding; histone acetyltransferase activity. Gene Ontology annotation, cellular component: nucleosome; MOZ/MORF histone acetyltransferase complex. NCBI's taxonomy places the organism in Eukaryota, Metazoa, Chordata, Lepidosauria, Squamata, Viperidae.